Messenger RNA from Drosophila takahashii, 6307 nucleotides. It is a transcript of the gene hlk, whose product is annotated as hulk. Lineage: Eukaryota; Metazoa; Arthropoda; Insecta; Diptera; Drosophilidae. The record is from RefSeq and is a predicted model, not a curated record.
UCCACCAAAAUACUUUCAGUUGCGAGCGGACCUCUGCACGGAGUGGAACAAAAUCUGAAAGGCAAAGAGUACAGUCCGCGGAAAACGUACAAUUAAUAGAAGCAAGAAGCAAUAUAUAUAAUCUAAUUUUUCUCAUAUAUACCCUACAUAUAUUUCGUAUAUAUGUAUCAGUGUACCAAAAGUUGUUAUACAUAAAAUAAAUUGCGAAAGAAAGAAAUACCAUUAUCAACUAAAAAUAGUGACCGAUUCUCAAAGGAAUACAAAUUUUAAUAACGAAAGAUCCCAAACGACGUGAACGAAUUAAUUAUAAAAUAUAACCAAAAAGAGCCAACGCACGCAUGUUCGAGUUAAGGGUUUAGAAUACCGUCGACCGAAGACCGAACCGAAGAUAGAACCCUCCCCCUCCCCCCGUAACCGAUUGUGUGAGUGAGGGAUCGAAGGAUGACUUUCACUCGCCUCAAGACUCUUUCGCUGCUCGUGUGUGCUCUGCUGGCACUGAGUUUUCCCGGAUAUGUGAACGGCGCUACCAACAACAACAGCAACAAGAAGGGCUCGCAGCCAGUGGCUCCCGUUGAACCGGAGGCCGUGAUCGAGGAGGUCAAUGCCAAGCAGCUGGAGAAGCUCCUGGCCGACAAGGAUUACGUGGCCGUCUUCUGGUAUGCGCGUAGCUGCGUGACCUGUGAUAAGGUUUUGGCGGAACUCGAGAAAAUCGACGAUGACACCGACUCCUUCGGUGUGGACUUUGUGAAAAUCAACGACAAACGACUAGCCAAACAGUAUGGCAUCAAGAACUUCCCCGCCCUCACCUACUUCAGGGAGAAGGAGCCCAUCAUCUACGAUGGCGAUCUCAUGGACGAGGAGGGAGUGCUCGACUUCCUCACCUCCCUGGAGGCCAUGGAUCUGCCCGAUCGCAUCGAGGAGGUCAAUGCCAAGAUAUUGGGCAAGAUCAUCGAGGACACCGACUUUGUAGCCGUUCUGUUCUGUCCAGAUCAUGAAACAUGCCCGCCCAGGGUUAUGGACAAACAGCAAUGCCGCAAGUGCGCCAAGGCCUUGCAGGAGCUGGAGAAUAUCGACGACGAAGCCGAUCAGCUGGGCAUCGGGUUUGUGAAAAUACACGACGAGGCCUUGGCCGACGAGUACAAUCUCGGCAAUCUGCCGGCCCUGGUCUACUACCGCCACCAGACCCCGAUCAUAUACGAAGGUGAACUUCAGCGGGAGGAGGACGUCUUGGAGUGGUUGGUGCAGAAUAAGUCGACGGGCGACGAGGAUGACGUGAUUGAGGACGUCACUUCGAAGACGCUGUCGACGCUGAUCAGCAAUAUCGACAACCUGGUUGUGCUAUUCUAUGAUCAUGGAAAUGACGACUCGAUGACCGUGUUGGAGGAGCUAGAGCAAAUCGACGACGACUGCGACAAGCAUGGCAUUCAGUUUGUGAAAAUCGACGAUGCCAAGGCGGCAGCGGAUUACGGAAUCGAAUCGAUUCCGGCCAUUGUUUACUUUGAAAAAGAAAUUCCAAAUGUGUACGACGGCGAUCUCAUGGACGAGGAGCAGAUUCUGAAAUGGUUGUUGGGCCAGUUGGAACGGGAUGAGAUCGAGGACGUCACCGACGAAAUGCUCGACACAAUGAUCAAGGAAGGACGCGUCAUUGCAGUGCUGUUCUACGACAACAACGACAAGAAGUCCCAGAAAGUGCUCGAAGAGCUCGAGAACAUUGACGACGAGUGCGACGCUCUGGGCAUCACUUUCGUGAAGAUUGACAAUCCCGAGGAGGCCGUUGAAUAUGGCAUCAAUAAAGUUCCUAAACUGAUAUACUUUGAAAAAGGCAUUCCAACGAUAUACGAGGGCAAUCUGGAGGACGAGGAGAAGCUCCUGAAAUGGCUUACAGACCAAACGAGUUCCGAUCAAAUCGAGGACAUCACCGACGAAAUGUUGGAUUUGAUCAUUGAGAAAAUGCCCCACGUUGCCGUUCUCUUCUACGACAAAGACCAAAAGAAAUCACAGAAAAUCCUCGCAGAAUUGGAAAACAUUGACGAUGAGUGCGAUCAGAAUGAUAUUGCCUUUGUCAAGAUCGAUGAUGACAAGGAGGCCAAAGAAUGGGGUAUCGAUGAGAUACCAUCGAUUGUACUCUUUGAACGUGGAAUUCCACACAUCUACGAGGGUGAUCUGAUGAAAGAGGAUGAGCUGCUUGGCUGGUUGGUGCACCAGAAGCGCUAUUCCGAAAUUCCCGAGGUCACCGACGAGAUGAAGGACAAAUUGGUCGAGAACACCGAACACUUGGCGGUUAUCUUCUACGACAAGGACGAUAAGCAGGAUAUGCGCAUCCUGAACGAACUGGAGAACAUCGACGAUGAGCUGGAGAAGGAGGGUAUUGUCAUCGUGCGCAUCGAUAAUGCCGCCGAAGCCAAGGAAUACGGUCUCGAUCAUUUGCCCGCCCUCAUCUACUUCGAGAACAAGAUCCCUGCUCUCUACGAGGGCGAUCUGAUGAACGAGGAUGAGGUGCUCGAGUGGCUGUUGGUGCAAAAGAAGACGGCUACCAUCGAGGAGGUCACCGAUGAGAUCCUGGUCAACCUGAUCAACGAGCACGAAUAUGUCGUCGUCUUCUUCACCGGUCCCUGCGAACCCGGCGAGACCUGUGACCACACCCUGAACGCCCUGGAAAGUAUCGACGACGAGCUGGACGAGGCUGGCAUCAUUUUUGUUACCACCGAGGAUACCGGAGUCGCCAAGAAGUACAAUGUCAAGACCUAUCCACGCCUCGUGUUCUUCAGGAACCGCGAUCCAUUGCACUUCACCGGAGAUUUGGACGACGAAGACGAAGUGUUGGCCUGGAUUACCGACGACGAAACCCUCGAAAUUCCCGGAAAAAUUGAGGAGGUCAAUGUGAAGAUGCUGGACAAGAUCUUGGCUGAAAACGAUCACGUUGUCGUGUUCUUCUAUGCCGAGGGCGAUAAGAAGGCCCAGAAGAUCCUUAACGAGCUGGAGAACAUCGAUGACGAGUGCGAGGAAAAAGACAUUGACUUUGUAAAGACAUCCGACGAUGAUAUUGAUAAGGAAUACGAUCUGCCCGGUCUGCCGGCACUUGCAUUUUAUAGACAUAAGUUUAGAACAAUUUACACUGGUGACCUGAUGAAGGAAGAGGAAAUUCUUGAGUGGGUUAUUGACUUGCACGAGUCCACAGCUGACGUUAUUGAAUCUGUCGAUCGUAAGACCCUGCAAGUUUUGAUCAACGAUGUUGAGCACCUGGCUGUGUUCUUCUAUGACGAUGAAUGCGAAUCGUGCUCUGAUAUCUUGGAUGAAUUGGAAAACAUCGACGAUGACACCGAUAAGCACGGAAUCCAAUUUGUCAAAUCCAAUGACGUCAAGUUGGCCCAUGAAAUUGGCAUUUUCGCAUUCCCAGCUUUGGUCUACUACGAGACCGGCGUCCCGAUUAUGUAUGAUGGUAACAUUGCCAGCAAUCAGGACGUCUUCAACUGGAUACUCGAACAGAAGGCCGACCAAAGCAUUCAGCUAAUUGAUCGUGAUCAACUCUUCGAGUAUAUAGGCACCAAAGACUUUUUAGCGGUUGUUUUUUACAAGGAAGAUGAUCCCGACUCGCCACGAGUGCUACGGCACAUCGAACUAAUCGACGAUGAGGCUGCCGAAUAUGGCAUUUAUAUAGUGAAAAUGCACGACAAACUGAUGGCCAAGAAGUACGGAUAUAGGAAUCCUCCCGGUCUAACUUAUUUCCGGAAGGGCAAGUACAUCAAUUACGAUGGCGACAUCGACGACGAGGAGGAGGUACUCGACUGGCUGACCAGUCCGGCCAACAUGGAGAUGACCGAUCACAUCGAACAGGUCAACCGCAAGAUGUUCGAGAAGAUUCGCAAGAACUCCGACUAUGUGGCCGUGAUAUUCUAUAGCGAUGAGUGCAAGCAGUGUCCUCGCGUCCUGGCCGAGGUGGAGCACAUUGACGACGAGGCGGACAAGGCGGGCAUAGACUUUGUCAAGAUCGACGACAAGCAAAUGGCCAAGGAGUACGGAGUGUUUGCGCUGCCCGCCAUUGUCUUUUUCAAGCCCACUUCCAAGGAACCAGUUAUAUACGCCGGUGAUCUUUACGAAGAAGAACAGAUCCUUACUUGGCUGAUCACGCAAAAGGAUCCAAGUGGAGAUGUUAUCGAAGAUCUCGAAGGCGAAAGACUCGUUCAUCUGAUCGAAGAGUCCGGCUCCAUAGCCGUGUACUUUUGGAACAAGACCAAGUGCGACAUUUGCAAUUCGAAAGCGGCGCGCAAGGCGCGUCUGAAAAAGGAGCGAGAUCAGCACCAGCAGGAGGGCGGAGCAGCCAGCGCCGCUGCCGCCUUCGGCAGUGAGGCAGAUCCCUCCGAGGCGGCCGCUGGUGGGGCGGAGGACGCAACGGGUCAAGGGUCAGGUUCCGAGGGGGAGCCGGCAUCCCCGGCCGCUGCAGCUGCUCCACCGGAUGCAUCGACCGGCAAGCAAGAGGAUGAUGCGGAUGGCUGUGAGCAGUGCACCAAGGUGCUGGAGGAGCUGGAAAACAUUGACGACGACUGCGACAAACACGGCAUUACCUUUGUGAAGACCAGAGACUUUUCGGUGGCCGAUGGCUACGGGGUGCACGAGUAUCCGGCUUUGGUCUACUUCGAGGGAGGAAUACCCAACGUCUUUGAGGGCGAACUGAGCGAGGAGGAGGAGGUGCUCCAGUGGCUAAUCACACAGAAGACCGAGGAUCGCAUCGAGCUCAUCACACGCCAAAUGCUUGAGACCAUGGUGGAGGAGACCCAGUACCUAGCCGUGUACUUCUACAAAAUCAACUGCAACAUAUGCGAUCAGAUAUUGGAGGGCUUGGAACUGAUCGAUGACGAAUGCGAUGUGUUUGGAAUUCAUAUGGUCAAGAUACAGGAUCCUCAGCUGGCCAAGCGUUACUCGAUCAAGACCUUCCCGGCUCUGGUUUAUUUCAGAAAUGGAAAUCCUUUGCUGUUUGAGGGCGACCUGCAAAACGAGCAGUCAGUACUGGAAUGGCUAAUCGAUGAUGAUAACCGUGAGUUGGCCGAUGAAAUCGAGGAGGUCAACGAGCGCAUGUUGGAACGUCUGAUGGCCGAGUCCACCCUUUUGGUGGUUUUCUUUUAUGAUGAUGACUGUGCCGAGUGCGAGGAGAUUUUGGAAGAGUUGGAGGAGAUCGAUGGCGAAGCCGAUAUGUUUGGCAUUGACUUUGUUAAGAUUGCCAGUAUGCAGGCAGCCAAAACAUACGAAAUUGUCAAUAUACCUUCCCUGGUAUAUUUCCGAAAACAAGUGCCAGUCCUGUAUGAUGGAGAUUUGCACCAACACGAUAAGGUGAUUACUUGGUUGACAUCACAGGAUGUGUUCGAAAUCAAAAACGAAAUAGAAGAAGUUAACCGCAAAAUGCUUGACAAACUACUGGAAGAGAACGAGUUCUUGGCUGUGUUCUUCUAUGAACACAAUCAGCCGGACAGUACUGCAGCUCUGGAGAAACUGGAGAAUAUUGACAGCGAGACAGAUAAUCUGGAUAUAACAUUUGUUAAGAUGGCCGACUCGCGAUAUGCCAAGAAGUGGGGCGUCACCAAGCUGCCGGCGAUGGUCUACUUCCGCCGUCGCUUUCCCAGUAUCUACAGGGGCGACCUUCUAUCCGAGGACGAGGUGCUGGAGUGGCUGCGCAAGAACCGCUUCCGCCAGCCCGAGCUGAACAUAUUUAUGUAUGCCCUGAUUGCCCUGGCGGUAGCCUUUGUGAUCUACACAGCCUUCCUGCUGCAGUGCUUCAAGCCGGCGCCACCACCUCCUGUCCAACACCCCAAGCAGUCGUGAAUGGGUUGGGCCAGGGAGGAGAUUAUUGGAAUUGGAAGCAAGUACUGAAUCAUGUUGAAUGGCUGUCAACUGCAAUGGAGGGUUUUCGAGAGGACACACAAGAAGAGAGCAAACCAAACUUGAAAUGAUUAUCCAAAGUCACAAUAACAUUAAACUGUCAUCCAAUCGUCUAAAUUAGACGCCUAUAAAAUCCCGUGCUCCAUUGUUUUCGAAGAUACUUUUGAGACAGCCCGAUGACUUCAACAAUCUCUGAAACUUCCAUAAAUAUCAAAACUCAUGUAUUGCAUAUUCACAUUAAUAUCAAAUUCAUUUGUCUUCACACCCGUGUACAUCAUGAAAAAAUAAAUUAAAGAAGAACAAACUCAAGUCAUAGUAAUUACUUUAAAUUUAAAUGCCAUAAUAUUGUGUAAUAAAUGCCAAUGAUAAUUUUUACAGUAAAACAUUUACGGCUUAUAAUACUUAAUAAACUAAUGGAUGAUGUACUCAACAUUUA